Molecule: messenger RNA, 1861 nt
Organism: Sinocyclocheilus anshuiensis
Lineage: Eukaryota; Metazoa; Chordata; Actinopteri; Cypriniformes; Cyprinidae
Product: rho-related GTP-binding protein RhoB-like
Exons: 1
Coding region: 72-662 (196 amino acids)
Biological process (GO): small GTPase-mediated signal transduction
Molecular function (GO): GTP binding; GTPase activity
Source: RefSeq, a predicted model, not a curated record
UUCAUGUUUAACCCAGCUACCUACGCAGUUUGUAAGCGUUAUUCCGCUACUUUCAGGUCCUGUAACACUUGAUGGCGUGUAUUCGUAAAAAGCUGGUGGUGGUUGGGGACGGGGCAUGUGGAAAGACCUGUCUGUUAAUCGUUUUCAGCAAAGAUGAAUUUCCAGAGGUUUACGUGCCCACCGUUUUUGAAACUUACGUGGCAGACAUUGAAGUGGACUCCAAACGAGUUCAGCUGGCUUUAUGGGAUACGGCGGGGCAGGAGGACUACGACCGACUGAGACCCUUGUCCUAUCCGGACACCGAUGUUAUCCUCAUGUGCUUCUCCGUGGACAGUCCAGACUCUCUGGAAAACGUUCUUGAAAAGUGGGUGCCGGAAGUGAAACAUUUCUGUCCUAAUGUGCCCGUAAUUUUGGUGGCGAAUAAGAAAGAUUUGCGGAGCGAUGACAAUGUGAGAAGUGAGCUGUCGAGAAUGAAACGGGAGCCAGUGAGAACGGAGGACGGACGUGCCAUGGCUGCUCGCAUCGGAGCGCACGACUACACGGAGUGCUCUGCCAAAACGAAAGAGGGGGUUCGGGAAGUGUUUGAGACCGCUACUCGAGCAUCCUUACAGAGAAGACCAAGACCACCCGCUGGCUGUUUGAACUGUUGCCGACUCAUGUGAAAAAACUUCACAAACCUGUGACACAAAAGACACCCUCCUCGAAAAGAUUGCGUUUUCGGGUAUUCCAGCAAAAGUGACUUUUUUUUUACUCAUAGAACACACUGUGCUUGUAUUGUGAGGUCAAUAUUUCAAAGCUAUCUAAAGUCAUAUGAGCCACUCUAAAAGACAUCCAGGCUGGCCACUGGAUGGACUUUUGCUAAAUUAUGUGAAUGGCUUAAUAAUUGUGGCAUGUUGAUCAUGGUAAAUGGACUGCCCACAGAGUUUAAAUACCAAUAGGCUUCACAGCUUAAGUUUGUUGGCACAGGUUUGUUUUUGUAAGUAGAGGAUUAUUAUUUGAUUCUUUUUUUCAUGAACCACAUUAUGCUGAAUUACGUGAUAAGAGAUAGAAAGCAAUUGAUCUCUUUAUCAUGCUCAUCGUGAUGUUGCUGUCUGUUAAUGAAUUAAAAUACACUGGCAGGUAUACUUUCUCAAAACAGAGGUUCACAUGUGCUCUGUAUGACAACAACUGUUUUAGGUGUAACCAAGGUGUUAGUGUACAGUUGAACAAAUAGUUGCCUCCUUUAAUGUUUAAAUAUUACACCAUAAGAGAAUGAAUGUUUCAGAGAAUGAAUCAGAACCGCUGAGGACAUACUAAUGUGACCGGUACAUUUUUAAUUUUUAUUUGGUAGACAACAAUUACUGUACAAACGCCUGUAUUCAGUUUAUGAAAUGUACUGAACAGGCCUCAAUCAAACCAUUUUAAAUAUACUUUGAACAAGCUAUUUUGCUUUUAUUUCUGUGAAUUUGUUGCUUUCAUGUAUUUAUAGAAAGAUUUAAAUGCAUAGGUAAAGCAGUGUGAAUACAUGGGUGGUUUUGCUUGCAAAUGACUCAUAAAUAAACAUAUUUUAAAAUGAUUAAAGUGUCUGAUAGGGAUAGAGUUUCUGAGAGUGACUACUGUAUGGUUCUCAGCUGGUCUUGCUUCAGCACAAGUGGUAACCCAAUUUAAUACCUUGAAAAUAGUUUAAAAUAUUUAAAUAGUAUUUGCACUUGACACCAGAAUGUUGAUGUGCACACAAACUGUCUAUAGCUUUAGGGUCUGCAGAAAUUAAUGUGGGGGGUUUCAUUAAUUGUAUUAAUUUGUUUGUUUAUUUUUAAAUUAAUUACAAAUUAUGCAUAUUUUAAAGACAUCACAAUAAACAUUGAGGUCCUUCAAAAGAGAA